AUGCUUUCUACUAGCACCAAGGCAUGCAGGCGAUUAGAAGGUACGGGAAGACCUCUAGGUGACCGACCGUCAUGCAGCAUCACCAAGUCAAACGCCGGCCAUCGACAUCGACGCGCCUCCAUCAAAUGCACCGCGGCCAUGUCGAGGGCGGGUGCGGGUGCAUCGCCCCUUGGCUGGUAA
Molecule: messenger RNA, 180 nt
Organism: Purpureocillium lilacinum
Lineage: Eukaryota; Fungi; Ascomycota; Sordariomycetes; Hypocreales; Ophiocordycipitaceae
Source: RefSeq, a predicted model, not a curated record